Molecule: messenger RNA, 2114 nt
Organism: Podospora bellae-mahoneyi
Lineage: Eukaryota; Fungi; Ascomycota; Sordariomycetes; Sordariales; Podosporaceae
Exons: 3
Coding region: 361-1578 (405 amino acids)
Source: RefSeq, a predicted model, not a curated record
GCCAGACCUCUUCAAGUCUUUAACGUAGUACUCCGUACCCAGCCAGGUCUCGACAUCGACGACACAGGAGCCGAAACCGGCCGAAAUUCAGCUUUCACUAGCAGUCUACUCCCAAACUAUCUCAGCUUCUAGAUUUUACCAGUAUUCAGCGGCCUCACGGUUUCAAGUCGCAUUUACGGGCUGAUUGCGUCGCGCAAUCCUCAACUCGCCAAGUCGGCAGAACACCAAAGAACAAGCGCAGCGCAACACUCCGAACGUCGCCGACCGACCGGCUGGCUACCUGGUAGUCUUGCUUGCGGCCUUUCGACUCUAUCGUGCCUUUUCAGGCCGCCAGUGGGGCGUGCCACCAUCCGCGGCAUCAUGUCGCGCCUCUUCAGGCCGUCUUCGGUGCUCCGGUUCCCCAAGGUCUUGACCAAAGUACCAACCGGCCAAGUGAUCAAAAUCGAAAGAGUACGGCUCAGGCACAGGAGGCGGCUCCGGCUUGUUACCUUUGCCAUCAAGACAGUCCUUAUCUACCAAUUCUUUGAGAUAUGCGUGGCGGGCCCGCUUGUGAAGGUGCUGGAAAACCAGGAAUUGAUGGAAAGCAUGCCGGAAGAAGAAGAGGCUGUCGACAUAUUCAUUCCGUUUCCCUUGACAACGGAGCGACACGAACCGCAGCCAUACUCUGGGAAAGAUCCGGAAUGGAGGGAGUUUGUGCGGCUAUCCAAAGACAAGGAGAGGUUGGACCAAAUCAGGAGGGACACUGUUCAAAUGGUCUGUGAUGCCGCUGAAAAGAACCCCGCCUUAACAUGGAAGGUUGGGAAAGAUAUGAAAGUGAGGAGGUACUGGAUGGAUAUUGAUUUCCCAUACAGGGCACCGCCUGUGUACACGCGCAAAGGCCUGUUGAUUACGGAUGAAGUGAUCGCCAUUGCGGAAACAGAGGUUGAGUCAGCGACAGUGAAACUUCUAGAGCGCGUCCUAUGGCCAAAGCCCAUGGCGCUGUCGACCUGGGCGCUUGGAAAGGCACUCGUUGGCCGUCAGUUCUCUUCGGUUGCGCAAUUCUUUGGGUUUGAAGGCGACAGUUCAACCCACCCUCCAGACCGUCCUGUCAGCGCAGGACCUUUGCCGCUCCCAACAAAUCACAGCUCUGACGUUCAAAAGGCUUUGGAGCGUAUCCGGGCACAAGCAACAAAACGGCCGGAAGACGUCAACGAUCCUAGGUCGAUCUCACCAACCCCCAACACACCACCUGGCCCAUCCAGGGAUAAGCCUAUGAGCAUUCCCAAUAGACCGCCGGCCGAACACAAUGGCAACCCAGAAAAGUUUGUCGGUCAAGAAAAGGUCCAGUCUCUGGUUGGCCUGAAGCCUUGGGAGGAGUUUAUGAAGACGUACACCAAGGUGUGGAAGCCGAUUCGACCUGAUCCACCUCGCGGUUGCUUCGCCGUCUCAGGUCUUGUCGAGAUCGAGACGUCGAGGGGGUACCUGGUGAUUGACGUCUUGUCGUGGUACAAUCCAAAGACGAGAUCCCAUGAUCGCAAGUCCAUGUGGAUGUCGGUGAGAAGGAUGCAGUAUAAACAACAGGCGCCGAUGCGUCCCUGAUCAAGUCAUGAAUGCGGUUUGGUUGUUUGGCUUUUGGGGCGGCAGUGUAGGAAACACAUAUCAGAGUUGCAUGGGAAGGGCGUUUAUUGAUUUUGUAUUCUGAGAGAAGCGGUUGAUAACGUCAGUGUGACUUUUGUUGGAAAGGGUGACAAACUGCAUCUCUUUUUUCUCCCAACAUCAUGAUGCGUUGAUCAGCGCGUAUGAGAUUGUCCGUAGAUGAAGCAUUUGGGUGGCAUGGGCGGAAGGACUUAUAAAAUGGGAAGCGGAAAUAGAUACCAGAAGCGUUGAUUUACAUACAAGGAAAUCGUUUCGUUUGACUGGAAGCCGUUGGGAGUGCCUGUGAGACUCCGGCUGGCCGUUCGGCGAGAGGGUGGGACCGGCUUGGCACGAAUAUAUUGACUUGCAAGACAAGCGGUGCUGGCUUGCUAGUUCAAGGACAAUCAAUUUCUGGCCCUUGAGCGGCCCACCUAUGUUGGCAGAGAGGUAGAAUCAAAUUCAAGAAUCAGUUACGGAUCGAUGACUGAAUUAGGCUUUAA